AUUCGGUGCUUUAAGGUGUAGUAAGUUCAAAUAUGAAGUAUACUUCUAUAUUAAUAUUAUUGCUAUUAUCGAGCUACUUGGUAUUGGGCCAAAGAGUGGAUAUAAAGGACUUUAUUGGAGCAAUUAGUGAGCAUCAGGAAAUUCCCGUUCGAACUGCGCUAACUCCAUCCACUAAAGUAGAAGCUCCAAUAAAAAGAAUUAUCGGUGGAGAGAUCGCAACUCCUCACGACUAUCCAUACCAAGUAGCAUUAUACAUAUACGUUCAAAUUACAUUGUAUUUUUGCGCUGGUACUUUAAUAACUCCUGAAUGGGUACUGUCAGCCGCUCAUUGCAUUAACUAUGCAACACAAAUUCUGGUAGUUUUGGGCUCUCACGACCUAAUGGUAGAAGAAGACUCCAGAAUAAUCUAUAACACCUCAACAUACGUGAUUCAUAAAGAUUGGACGUCAAGAACUUUUCAAAAUGAUGUGGCGUUAAUACGGUUGCCCGAAAAUGUAACAUUGAAUAACUUUAUUAACACUAUACCAUUUACUCAUAGUAAGAACAGUUAUGAUGGGGAAACUGGAAGGUGUUUAGGAUGGGGUAGGACUACUUCAGAGGCAUCCCGAACUGUUCUACGAUUUGUGGACCUCGAAGUGAUAUCUAAUGAUAAAUGUAUAUCAUACGAAGAUUACGUGCCGUAUAUUGUUGAUCAGCAUUUAUGUACGUCAGGUAUAGGCAUCGUUGGAUCUUGCAACGAAGAUUCCGGUGGACCUCUUGUAGUGAACGGAACCCAAAUAGCGAUCGUUUCCUUUGGAGUGGUGAAUUGUUCAGCAGGAAUUCCUUCAGUUUACGUUCGACUUUCGUAUUUUGCCGACUGGAUCGAUGAAGCAAUGGAAAAUUUUACAAGAUCCGAUGAUUACAGCAAUGCRAACCSUUCUAGAGAAUGGUCAAUUUAUGCCUUACUAGCAGCCGUGCUUUCAACUAGACUAUAAUAAUCUAGUUCCUUUUAUUCAGACUAUUAUUUUAGUUAUCCUUGUGCUSUUUCCUUCCUUCAUAUGGAAUACCCUACSUACAGCUAAUAAAUUUACUKAUUUUAAUACUAAACCGCAGAAAAAUCGAUUACAGAAAGAUGAUCACUUUCUACGUCGAAUUUAACAUGAGAUAAUGUUUUAUCUUGGGACAACCRGCAAACGGUUUAUUGCCAUAGGGUUUAAACCUCCGCACAGGGUGAUUUUCGUAGACCGUGCAAUAAAAGUUUUCCAACUUAGUUGUAGAAACUUCAAAUUUUGUUUCCGGUGAUAACCAGUAGUGCCGAAACCAUGUACAAUACAUUCAGCCCUCUAGCUAUACAGGGUGUACGAAAAUUGUAACCUGACUUUCUUAUUUUAAAUACAAUCUCCAAUUCGAAUUGCGAGUUUGGGCCACUCUAGUUCUGUUAACUUAUCUUAU
Molecule: messenger RNA, 1431 nt
Organism: Dendroctonus ponderosae (mountain pine beetle)
Lineage: Eukaryota; Metazoa; Arthropoda; Insecta; Coleoptera; Curculionidae
Product: brachyurin
Exons: 6
Coding region: 33-974 (313 amino acids)
Biological process (GO): proteolysis
Molecular function (GO): serine-type endopeptidase activity
Source: RefSeq, a predicted model, not a curated record